AUGAUGCAAGGAGAGUUAUACGCCCUACAUCGGGAACUUUACGCCAUGGCCCUCGCCGAGAAAGAAAACAAGAAGCCCUACUUCCCGGGCUUUACUGCUCUAUCCGACCAGAUCUAUGUUCGCCCGGGCGAGGAGAUCGUCGACAAGGACGCGCCGGUCCACGGGCCCAGGGUCGUGAUCCUCUUUGGCUGGGGCGAUUGCAUCCCCAAGCACGUGGCCAAGUACACCGAUGGCUUCCGUGAACUCUUUCCCCAUGCCAAGCAGAUUGUCGUGUUUGCCCCCAUCAUGCGGGCUAUGCGACUCGAUGUUGAGCAGCGAACCAAGAACAUGAUACCCGUCGUCAAGGAAGCCUUCCCCGAAGGCAUUGAUGCCGAGGUCGACGAAGACCAGGUCCUCUUCCACGUCAUGUCCAACACCGGGGGCAUCAACUACUCCGCCACCCUCAACGCCUACAAGCAGAUUCACGGCCGCGCCCUUCCCCACCGUCUGGCCGUCUACGACUCCACCCCCGGCAGUGUCAUCUUCACCUGGGAAAACUUGAAGCGCUGGUCCUACGCCAUGGCCAUCGGCACCGCGGGCUGGUUCCCCUGGCCCUUUGGCCUGACCCAGGGCAUCUGGGGCGCCUUCCUCCUCCGCAUCCUUGCCGAGGAAGAGUUCAAGACCAAGGCUGCCAGAUCGCUGUACCUGUACAGCAAGGAGGAUGACCUCAUUCUUUGGGAAGAUAUUGAGGGGCAUAUUGCCAACUACAGGGAGGCGGGAUAUCACGGCGACGCCGUAAUGUUUGAAGGAAGCGGGCAUGUCGGCCACAUGAGGCAGCACCCUGAAUUGUACUGGAAAUCGAUUCGGGAGGCUUGGGCGAAUACAGCGGUCACUGCGGAAGUGGCUGCUUAA
Messenger RNA from Parascedosporium putredinis, 891 nucleotides. NCBI's taxonomy places the organism in Eukaryota, Fungi, Ascomycota, Sordariomycetes, Microascales, Microascaceae. The record is from the annotation of a GenBank genome assembly.